CCGGGGAGGCCCCUGCGGUCGGGUUUUGUACUGGAGGUGUCAGGGGUCCCUGGAGGAAUAGUGGAGUGGGUUGUGCUGGGUUCUUUCUGUUUGUGAGGUGACUUUGUCAGUGUGAUGGAUGGCUUGGGAGGGGCCGAGGCUCGCAGCAGGGAGGUCAGGGGUCAGAACUCAGGCUGCAAGGCAUCAGGAAUAGAGAAGGGCUGGAUGGACGUGCUGGGAUCUGGCUAUGUUGUUGUGAGCUGCCAUCCAGCUCCUUCCUUGCUAGUUGCUUCCAUUGUGCCCAGACCCUGGUGCCUUCUCUUCAUGAAAUUCACAUGGGAGGGAGUGGGGAGCCUGAGCUGUCACUGACACACCCCACCCUUCUGCUUCCUGGUGGUCUGUCACCUGUGUCGCCCCUUCCUGUGCGGUGCUGCUUUGUGACGCCGCUGACCUCGACACUCCCCACCGUCUGUCUUCACAGCACCAGCUUCUGCGUGCUUGUCACAGCAGCUCUGAGUUAGAUGGUGGGCGUCGGGGGGUUUGGUCGCACACAUGGGAGGUAACUGGUGCAACUCUAAGCUGGGAUCACACAAGGGCAGUGUUUGAUUAAAGUUCGUGUCCAGGGCCUCCCUGGGGACACAGGUGUCAAAGUCUCAGCACUAUCAAGCUACCACCAGCCACUGCGGCCUGAUUGUGAUCCCUGGCCAAGGAGUGACCCACAAGGCGCAGCAGACCUCACCUGUCUCCCGGCUGCUCCUCUCAGCAGUGGAUCUCAAUAGAUCCACCUGUUCUGCUCCCCACUUUGUCUCUGGUUCGACGCCUCACCUUUUCCUCCGUGAACUACAGGCUAUUUUCUGUGGCUUAGUGGAAACCCCACAUAGAUUUGUUGCUCUUUGAAGACUGCCGUGAGGCCCCUGGCUGGCCAGCUAGUCUGUCGCCACGAAGCGUUUGGGACCGAGUUUCUGCUACGUUCUGAGAGGAAGUGAAAGCACAGAGAGAUUUAGCAGCUUGACAAGAGCAACACCGAGUCAUCAGGACGCUCUAGCCUCUCUUCUUCUGCGCGACCAUGUGCCCUGAUCUGAAUGAUGGCACAGCCCUGGCUCUUCAGUGCUCGUGCCGUUGGCUGCUGCUGCUCAUGGCCAGAGGUACUAGCCAGGCCCGACCCUGCUUAGCUUCCAGGAUCAGACGAGAUGGGGCGCGUUCAGGGUGGUGUGACCAUAGACCUGGAAGUCAUCUUCUGGCAAGUCCCUGCCCGCAGAAUGCUCUGUCACUGCUGAAAAAAAUUUAGAGCACGUGAUCGUGUGUGUUGUUGCUGAAAGAAGAAUGGAGGUGUUCCGGGGACUCCGUGACGCGCCGGCUCGGCUAGAGUGUGGCCACUGCGGGUUCAGGGGCGCGGAUUAUGAGGACGUGCAGAUCCACAUGGGCACCAUCCAUCCGGAGUUCUGUGAUGAAAUGGAUGCUGGUGGGUUGGGUAAAAUGAUAUUUUACCAGAAAAGUGCGAAGCUGUUCCAUUGCCAUAGAUGCUUCUUUACCAGCAAGAUGUACUCUAAUGUGUAUUAUCACAUCACGUCCACACACGCAGCCUCAGAGAAAUGGAAUGAGAAACCAAAAAACCAGUUAAACAGAGAAACAGAUCCUGUGAGGAGCACCCCCCUUUCUGAACAACAGAAAAUACCCUCUAAUUCAGUAGAGCUGAAACCUGUACCUGCCCUUCCCCCGGACACACAGAAACUUGGCCCAGUUUCAUCUCCAGAGUCACCAAAAACAGCUCCUCUUCCUUCUCUGGAGCCUCAGAAACCUGGCCCUGUUGUCUCUCCUGAGCCACUGGCACCUCCUCUUUCUUCUCCUGAGCCUCUAAAACCUGCUCCCGUUUCUUCUCCAGAACUUUCAAAGUCAGUCCCUGUUGUUUCUGAAUCUCAGAAACCAGUUUCUGUUCCUUCUCCAGAAGCACAGAAACUUGGUCCUGUGUCUCCUGAUCCAAUAAAGGCUGCUCUUAUUAACCCUAAGCCCCAGAAACACUCCCAUUUCCCAGAGGUACUGGGGCCGCCUUCAGCCUCAUCUCCAGAGUCACCAGUUGUGGCUGUGUCCCCUGACUCUUGGGGGCCAUCCCCAUCUGCAUCUCCAGAGUCUCGAAAGCCAGCCCGGGCGCUCUCUCCAGAGCCAAGGAAACCGUCCCCAUCAGAGUCUCCUGAGCCUUGGAAGCCAUUCCCUGCUGCCUCUCCGGAGCCUAGGAGACCAGCCCCGGCUGUGUCCCCGGGUUCUUGGAAGCCAGGGCCGCCUGGGUCCCCCAGGUCUUGGAAAUCUAGUCCUUCGGCAGCGUCAGGACCUUGGAAGCCGGCUAAACCUGCUCCCUCGGUGUCUCCUGGGCCUUGGAAACCUAUUCCUUCUGUGUCACCGGGACCUUGGAAACCGACACCCUCCCUGUCCCCUGCCUCCUGGAAGUCUUCAUCAGUCUCCCCUGGUUCCUGGAAAACCCCCCCCACGUCUCCUGAGUCAUGGAAGUCUGGCCCACCAGAACUGCGGAAGACGACACCUACAUUGUCACCCGAGCAGUGGAAGGCCGUUCCCCCCGUGUCUCCUGAGCUCCGUAAAGCAGGCCCACCCUUGUCCCCUGAACUUCGAAAACAAGGCUCACCACUGUCCCCGGAGAUGCGUAGUCCAGCUGGCUCUCCAGAGCUCAGAAAGCCCUCGGGUUCUCCAGAGAUUUGGAAGCUUUCUCCUGAUCAGCGGAAGACUUCUCCCACCUCACUUGAUUUUCCUGAGUCCCAGAAAAGUUCACGUGGUGGUUCCCCUGACCUCUGGAAGUCUUCCUUUUUUAUGGAACCUCAGAAACCUGUCUUCCCCGAGACCCGGAAAACAGGGCCUUCUGGACCUUCUGAGUCCCCUAAAGCAGGCUCUGAUAUCUGGAAAUCUGUCCUUUCCCUUGAUACUGAGCCUAGAAGACCUGCACUGUUUCCUGAGCCUCCCAAAACAGCCCCUCCUGCUUCUCCUGAGCCACGAAAACGCACCCUUUUCCCAGAGCCCCGGAAGCAUGCUCUCUUCCCUGAACUCCCCAAAUCUAUGUUUUCAGAAUCUCAGAAGGCAGUUGAUCUUGGUGAUGAACUGCAGACAGAAGCCAUAGAUGAUCAAAAGUGUGAUCUUUUGGUCCAGGAGGACAUACUAGCUACACCUAAGAAGCUUUUAGAAGACACUUUAUUUCAUUCCUCAAAGAAGCUUAAGAAAGACAACCAAGAGAACUCAGAUGCUGAGCUGAGUAGCAGUGAGUAUAUGAAAACAGAUCUGGAUGCAAUAGAUAUGAAGGGUCAAGAGUCAAGUAGUGACCAAGAACAGGUAGAUGUGGAGUCUAUUGAUUUUGGUAAAGAGAGCAAGAUGGACAUGGCUAGCUCAGAGCACUCCAAAAAUGUACUGCAGUUCACGGAAGAAAAAGAGGCUUUUAUCUCUGAAGAGGAGAUUGCAAAAUACAUGAAACGUGGAAAAGGAAAGUAUUAUUGCAAAAUUUGCUGCUGUCGUGCAAUGAAAAAGGGCGCUGUUCUGCAUCACUUAGUAAAUAAGCAUAAUGUCCACAGUCCUUACAAAUGCACCAUUUGUGGCAAGGCUUUUCUCUUGGAAUCUCUCCUCAAAAAUCAUGUAGCAGCCCAUGGGCAAAGUUUACUGAAAUGUCCACGUUGUAAUUUUGAAUCAAAUUUCCCAAGAGGUUUUAAGAAACAUCUAACUCACUGUCAAAGCCGGCACAAUGAGGAGGCAAAUAAGAAGCUGAUGGAAGCUCCUGAGCCCCCAGUGGAGGAGCAGCAGACCUGACCUUGGAACGAGGCUGCUCUGCAACGGCCCGUCGGAGCCGUUCGUCGAAGGUAGAGUUAGUUGACUAGUCUUGUUGGAUCAUAGACGAUGUGUUUGGAUGUGUUUGGUGUCUCAGUAGCUUUACAAAGAAACAGGUUAUUUUUUCAUGGCCUUUGUUUAUGUGACUGUCUCGUAAUUCAGUAAAUUCAAACUGUUCCACUUGGACACGGUCUCUCAUGUUGUGUAUUUGAAUAGUGUGGAGAAUGUGGGCAUUCCCUGUAACUAGAGCAAGCGGUGCUCGAUUUUAAAGUGUAUCUGUCGAGCUAAUUUCAGACAAUGGAAAUUACUAGUUGGAAUGUUUUAGAAUUAGGCAAGAAACAUUUGAAAAUUUUUGCUCACAUGUAUUUUCAGAUUAUAAAAGUUAUUUUAAAGUUUCUUUUUGAUAUAAAGUUAGUUUGUAAAUCUUGAGCUGUUUCUAGAUGUUUAUUAGCUUUUACGUCAUGGCAAAUGGGAGUCUCAGGGUUGCUGAUUUUCUGCUAAAGGGGAAAAUUGAGUAAGUUUUAAAAAAAAAUAGUGUGCAGCCUUCUCUAGGAAACUGGAAGAGAGUGUGAUUUUAGGUUUUGUCCUUAGAUGUUUCCUUUGGAGUCUUCCAUUCUGUGUCUUACCCAAGAUCUCACCCUUCUCUUGCCCCUGAGCUCACGCCAGUAGAUGAUCCUCAGUUGCCAGGUGUUUUAGAGCUUGUACCUCCUGCUCCUGGGCCUUCCACAUGCCACCCGUUGGGAUGUCAGGCCAGGGCAUGAGUAGGAACUGAACGUCUUCCAGAUUCACAGUAGGAAACUUUAUAUAGACACUUGCUUAAAAAUACAUCGAUUUUAUGUUUUCACAGCUGUUACUGUAAAUAUCUUGUGCCUGUCAAUGGGCUACUUUAAACUGUUUUGUCAAAUGUGUAUUGAUCAAAUUAAAAACAAAGGUUGUCACGUCAGCAGCAUCUUUUUGUGUUCUUCCCUCUUGUGGAAUCUCCAUUGCACAACACAAAAUUCAGGAAUUUUCCUGUUUCCUCCUUGCAUCACAUUAAUUUUCCUGUCCGGAGCGGCAUUUUCUAAGUUGUGUUUUCUCAGGAGUCUCGUAGCUGGGUAAGGCAGGGAACGCACCAGGGGAGUCUCCUCAGCCUGGCCCUGGUGCUGUCCAUCCCGGCUGCUUGUGGGGGCAGCGCGUCAUCUGCUGCCACAAGGAUACUGAUGUGUGGCUAGUGCGGGCGCUGGGUUUCAUUAAGUUGUCCUUGACGUUGAGCAAGGGGUGCUUUUUCCCACGACACCCUAACGUGCCAAUCUGGAGGACUUAGUGUGAUGACGGUGCUGGAUACGCUCCAGAGGCAAGUCUGUUGUCCAAGCAUGCCCGUUGGGGCCCUGUGAGUCAGUCCCCACCAGUUGCGGCUGUCAGGUUAUACGGGCAUCUUGGGCCGAGCUCCCAGUGCUAGAGGUUACCCUCAGGCUGGAUGCCAACCAGCAGGGCAGGCCCCGUCUUGGACCUGUGGCUGUCUGUUUCAUCCACACUGGCUUAAAGUCAUGAGAAUUACAGAAAGAGGCCUGCAGCGCCCAGGAGCCCCUGGAAGCCUGCACUCAAAGCAGCUGUGCUGCACGCAGUGGUCUCUACUCCUUAGCAUUCCGUGCUGUUGGCUGCAGCCUUCAGAAUUCUGCCCAGGACCAACACCAGGAUCUUCACAUCGGUGCAACUGGAUCCCAAGUGCUGAUGUCUCUUACCCAGUUGUCACAGAGGACUCCAGCGGUGAUGAUACGUCAGUGGGCUGAUGUGGUGCAGAGGUUUUACCCCUAUUUGGUCAAAAUAUCAUGUUUGCAGCUCACCUCACUGUGGGUUCCCGUUUUUCUCCCUUUAGAAACAACUUUUUUAAACCUUGAGAACUUUGAUGCUGUCCAACAGCAUCCUGCUUUAAUCAUUAUGGCCUCUACAUUUAAUGUUUCUUUUUUUCCUGUUAUUAUAACUUUCUAUUGAACGCAGCCCAACAAUCUUCUGCAGUAUGAAGGGGAAUAGAAAAAUAAUGUCCCAGUUUGUGAGCCCCUCCUGCUUUAGUGAAAAUGAUUAUGAAGAUUUAAGGUCCAACACCGAUUCUCACUCAUCGACUGUCGUCUCGUGGGGGCAUGAAAGAGCAGGACACUAGUAACUUGCACAUAAGGGACAGUCAGGAGGUGGCUGCACACACAAAGGGAGGGCUCAGAAGUGACAACAUGGACACCUCAGGCUGACCUUCAGCACAGAGAGCACUAGGACAAGAAAAUGACAAGAGCAGCGAUGCUGACAAAAAGUCCCAGCAGAACCUGGGGAAGGGGACGAGUGUGGUUUCGCGAGUCACACAUUGUGAGAUGUCAGUGUCCAGUACUCAACAACCAUCCCCCACCCAAGAGAGAAAAGCAAGGCAUGUGGCGCAAAAGGAAAAGUGUGAGCCCUUCAGAGGGAAAAUUUAACCAAAUCUCCCUGAGAGAAGCUAAACAGAGACACUAGACUACUGAGGGUCUGUGAGAUGAGUCAGAACAGGUCUUACCUCAGCUUUACCUUCAGGAUUUAGAGUUGGGACAAGGGAGAGUUGAUAGAUGAAGUAGCUGAUAACUUUACCAGGUAAAUACUUUUACUCAGUAAUAGCAGAAAUUGAGAAUGCAAACAGCAGCUGCAUGGAAAACCCCACGUAGAGGAGAGGAGCUUGCACGUCCGGGAAGGGAAGAGAGGAGAGGGCUCCAAAGGAGUGUGAGAAGGGGCUGGUGUCCCUGCCCAGUGCCGUGGUGGGUAGGGCACCGGCCCGUGUGGAGUCAGGAAGGGAGCAGAGAGGUAACUGCACCAAUUUCUUAGCUUGAGUUAGCCGGUUCUGAGAUACAUGUAACACCGUGUAAGGGUAGAUAGUAUAAGCAGUUUGGGAAUUACUAAAUGAACUCCCGUUGACUGGGUCAGGAAACCUUGAUCUUGGCUUAAUUGUACCAUGAUCUUCCUUCCUGAGUGCGCACCAACGUGGGACUUCCAUUAUAGUUAUUUCCCCAGUUCUUCAUCACGGUAUCACCAAGUACGUAUUAUUAAAGUAUAACUUUUGUCUGUUAUUUAAAGUUUAAAUCAUGAUGUUCAUUUUUUUGGCAACAUGCUCAUUAUUGCAUGUAGCAAGAGCCUAAUUAUUUUCGCUGCUGUAUAAUGUUCCACUAGGUGCAAAGUAAUGUUUCCAUUUUCUUCUACAUACACAGUACAUUACUGCAUUAAAAUUUUCUACCCCUGCUGGAAUAACACUAUCCCUAGAAUUUUAUAUUCUGAUUUCUUCAUGUAACAGUGUAACAGGCUUUAUAAUAGAUAACUAUUAUAAACUAUUAUAACUGUUUUGAAACAGGUCAUGGAAAUGUGUAUGUUUCCAAAUUUAUUUUGAAAUAAAUUAUAAGAUCUGACCUCGCUUCACUGGUAAAUGCCUUCGCUUGCGCGUCUAAGCAAAAUCAUCUCCUAAACAGCCGCAGCGUCAUCCCCCCAGAGUGAAUCUCUUCAUAUCCUUGUCCAAGCCAUGCUCAGGUUUCCUCGUUCCACCCUCAAAAGUUUUAAAAACAGGAUUUAUUUGAAAAUAAGUUAAGCCAAGGGAUCUGUGGUUGUCCAACUGGAGGAGGAGAGCCCGGACCCAGGAGGCCUCUUAGUUCAGUGCAGCGAAGGAACCAGGGAGUGUUGGACUUUGCUUCUAGUCUGGCAUCACCCGCACUGGCCCUGGCACACAGUAGGUCCUCAGAAAACAUCCGGGGAAAUAUGUAAGUGUGGAAAGCCCUGGCCUGGCCCUGGUGCCCAGCAGGUCAGGAAUUGUGGGGUCUGAAUCUCCCCUGUGCUCUGGAUGUCACCCGGGCUGCAGCACACGGGGGUCCUCAGGAAGAACGAGUCCUGGGGUGGCCG
This is a messenger RNA of Talpa occidentalis (Iberian mole), 7674 nucleotides long. It is a transcript of the gene CHAMP1, whose product is annotated as chromosome alignment maintaining phosphoprotein 1. NCBI's taxonomy places the organism in Eukaryota, Metazoa, Chordata, Mammalia, Eulipotyphla, Talpidae. The transcript has 5 exons. The record is from RefSeq and is a predicted model, not a curated record. Bases 1303 to 3777 code for a protein of 824 amino acids. Gene Ontology annotation, cellular component: spindle; nucleoplasm. Gene Ontology annotation, biological process: sister chromatid biorientation; attachment of mitotic spindle microtubules to kinetochore; protein localization to kinetochore.